AGACACCCAGUUCUUGGCUGGAACUCGGCAGCGGGGCCGCUGCUUGCUGCUCCCUGCCUGUGAGACAUAAAAGGCUCGUACACCACCCACGCAGUGUCCGGUCUCUCUGCUCCACUCCACGUGUGGAAUACCUCUUCGCUGCAAGAACAGCUGUAGCAGCAGGCAAGGAGGGGCGCCAGGUGCUUCAGGCCCCAUCUCCCACUACUUCCCCUGGGCAAAGCUGCAUCUGCCCUUUGGGAUUCUUCAGCGUGGGCGUGGCUUGCCUGACCAGAGAUGGACUCGUACCUGAUCCAGGUGAAUGGGAAGGCCUCCCUCCCAUGCCUCCGGGACGUCCACGUCUGCCUCCACGGGAAGAGCCCUUCCUCAGGAACCACGAAAGGCCGCAAGCCCCACUGGGCAGUCAGAGCCUCAGAAAUGUCCAAGAGGACCUUCAACCCCAUCCGAGCCAUUGUGGAUAGCAUGAAAGUGGCCCCCAAUCCUCAGAAGCCCCUGAUCUCUCUGUCCAUAGGGGACCCAACGGUGUUUGGCAACCUCCCUACUGACGAGGAAGUCAUGCGGGCUGUGAAGGAAGCCCUUGACACAGGGAGCUACAAUGGUUAUGCUCCUUCUGUAGGUUACCUGUCUUGCCGGGAGGUGGUUGCAGACUAUCACAGCUGUCCAGAAGCUCCUCUAGAAGCACAGGACGUCAUCCUGACAAGUGGCUGCAGUCAGGCCAUUGAACUUGCCCUGGCUGUGCUGGCCAACCCUGGGCAGAACAUCCUGGUGCCGCGCCCUGGUUUCUCCCUCUACAAGACGCUGGCACUUUCCAUGGGGAUCGAGGUGAAAUUCUACAACCUCUUGCCAGAGAAGUCCUGGGAGAUCGAUCUGAAGCAGAUGGAGUCCUUGGUGGAUGACAAGACAGCUUGCUUGAUUGUGAACAAUCCUUCCAAUCCGUGCGGUUCUGUCUUCAGCAAAACUCACCUCCAGAAGAUUGUGGCAGUGGCCUCCAGGCAGUGUGUCCCCAUCUUGGCGGAUGAGAUCUAUGCAGAGAUGGUUUUUGAGGACUGCAAAUAUGAAGCCCUGGCAAAAGUCAGUGCCAAUGUGCCUGUCCUAUCCUGCGGAGGCCUCGCUAAGCGGUGGCUGGUUCCCGGCUGGAGAAUGGGCUGGAUCCUCAUCCACGAUCGCAGAGACAUCUUUGGCAAAGAGAUCCGAGAUGGGCUGCUCAGGCUGAGCCAAAGGAUCCUGGGGCCCUGCACAGUGGUCCAGGGAGCACUUGGAGGCAUUCUUCGCCGGACAUCCUCCGAGUUCUAUCACAACACCCUCAGCUUCCUCAAGUCCAAUGCUGACCUCUGCUACAGCGCCCUGUCUGCUGUCUGUGGCCUGAAGCCCAUCCAGCCAUCAGGGGCCAUGUAUCUCAUGGUGGGGAUCCAGAUGGAGAAUUUCCCAGAGUUUGAGAAUGAUGUGGAGUUCACUGAGCGCCUGAUUGCCGAGCAGUCAGUUUUCUGUUUGCCUGCUACGUGCUUUGAGUACCCCAAUUUCUUCCGUGUGGUGAUCACUGUUCCAGCAGACAUGAUGAUGGAGGCAUGCCAACGCAUCCAGCAGUUUUGCGAGCAGCAUUACCAGGGCGGCGAGGGGGCCCAGGAGCUGGAAUGUGACAAGUAGCCGUGGGCACCUCCUGUGCUCCGCCUGCCGUCAAGUCAGGCCACCGAGGCUGUGCCGUGGCUCCUGGCCCUCUUGAUCGAGCCGGCAGCAGUGCUAGGUGCUGCAGUUCCCAGCAGGCCCCUGUGGCCUCUUAUCCAGAUGGAGCACCAGAUGCAGUACAGAACUUGAAUGGAACUCUCAGAGACACUCCUUCCCUCUGGUGGGCUGCCUGUCAGGGCCCAGAGCAGGCUGAAGGGCAUUGGCAGGUGUCAUGGCGUGCGCAUGUGUGCUCAUGUAGCAGGGUCUUUUCGGCAUCCUCUGCAGGGGUCUGGGGAAUGGUUGACAGAGCCCUAGCCACCAGCAUGCAGACUGGAGCCAGAGCUGAGGGCCUGGCUAUUCUGCAGAAGGAGGGGUGACCCUUGGUGUGACACAUGGGGCAAGGGAUGGCCCCUUCCUUCUGAUCCUGCUUGAGGUGCGUAAGUUAUUGUUCCUUUUGUAUAGGUAAAUAGCAGACCUUGUGUUGA
This is a messenger RNA of Eublepharis macularius, 2144 nucleotides long. RefSeq names its product tyrosine aminotransferase (gene TAT). Gene Ontology annotation, biological process: biosynthetic process; aromatic amino acid catabolic process. The record is from RefSeq and is a predicted model, not a curated record. The coding region runs from base 274 to 1641 and encodes 455 amino acids. The transcript has 12 exons. Lineage: Eukaryota; Metazoa; Chordata; Lepidosauria; Squamata; Eublepharidae. Gene Ontology annotation, molecular function: pyridoxal phosphate binding; L-tyrosine:2-oxoglutarate transaminase activity.